AUGGUGACAAUUCUGGCCAUCAUUGUCACGGAUGCCAGUAUCGUGAUCGGACUGGUUGGUGCCAUUUGCGGAUCUGCCAUCAUCUACGUGAUCCCGUGCUUCCUCUUUGAUGCCGCUACAUCCAAGUUCCUGAGUCAGGGGGACGAGCUGUCCUACCCACUGGAGAUCUACCUCGUGCGCGGGAUCGGUUUUUUUGGAGUCUUCACCAUGAUUGCUGGCUCCGUGGCGACGAUCUGUCUGUGA
Molecule: messenger RNA, 243 nt
Organism: Symbiodinium pilosum
Lineage: Eukaryota; Dinophyceae; Suessiales; Symbiodiniaceae
Source: the annotation of a GenBank genome assembly